GAGCCUUCCCCGCGGCUCCUGCCGAGCCUGGAGCAUCCUUCCCCCGGCAGCCGGGCUGGCACCGGCACCGACACGGGCACCGGCGCCGACACGGGCACCGGCACCGGGAUCAGCAUCGGCACCGGCGCCGACACGGGCAUCGCACCGGCACUGACACCGUGAUCAGCAUCGGCACCGGCAUCGACAUCUCCUUCAUCCCCGGCAGCGGCAGCAGCAUCACCGCCGGCACCGGCAUCACCAUCGGCACCGGCACCGGCAGCAGCAUCGGCACCGGCACCGGCAGCAGCAGCACCUUCGGUGUCACCAUCACCGCCGGCCUCGGCACCGGGAUCGCCGCCGGCACCAGCCUUGUUCACCCCUCCCGUGCACACAGCACCUGCGCCCAAGGACCUUGGCUCGUCCUCCCUGCAGUGAUCUCCAGCAGGGAUUCCCAGUGAUCUCCAGCAGAGAUUCCCAGUGAUCUCCAGCAGGGAUUCCCAGUGAUCUCCAGCAGAGAUUCCCAGUGAUCUCCAGCAGAGAUUCCCAGUGAUCUCCAGCAGGAAUUCCCAGCGAUCUCCACCAGAGAUUCCCAGUGAUCUCCAGCAGAGAUUCCCAGUGAUCUCCAGCAGGAAUUCCCAGUGAUCUCCAGCAGAGAUUCCCAGUGAUCUCCAGCAGGAAUUCCCAGUGAUCUCCACCAGAGAUUCCCAGUGAUCUCCAGCAGGGAUUCCCAGUGAUCUCCAGCAGGAAUUCCCAGUGAUCUCCAGCAGAGAUUCCCAGUGAUCUCCAGCAGAGAUUCCCAGUGAUCUCCAGCAGGAAUUCCCAGUGAUCUCCAGCAGAGAUUCCCAGUGAUCUCCAGCAGGAAUUCCCAGUGAUCUCCGUCAGGAAUUCCCAGCGGCACACCGGUCGGAGCCUGAGGGGACCCAUCCGGGGCCGAUCCCUGUCCCCUGUGGUGCCACGGGGCAGACGCGGUGCCAGGCCAGGCUGGAGGGUGCCCGGGUUAGCAUGACCGAGGUGGAACCCGUGCUGGACUUCGCAUCCUCCGGCAGGACGGGCCGGCGCAAUGCCCUGCCCGACAUCCUGGGCUCGCCCGCCGGAGUCAGCCCCGCCGACCUGCCCCUCAAACUGGCCGAGAUGUCCCUGAGCGCAGGCAGUGCCCAGGACAUGCAGUCGCCCUCAGCGGAGGUGCCCUCUCCGCAGCCGCCCAGCCCCGAGCUGAAGGACACGUCCUAACCCCGCCGUGGGGACGCUUGUGAGCGGCGGAGGAAGGAGGAGGCUGCGGAGCACCAGCCCGGCGUUCCUGGCGCAGCCGGAGCCCGCUGGGAUUUCCUCGGUGCUGCCGCAGCGAGACCCUGGAGCGGCCCCCGGCCAUGGGGGAGCGACGCGCGGCGGGGACGUGGCGGGGACACGGAGGGGACCCGCCGUGACCGAGGGGCGAUUCCCACGCACGCCCUGGGCCAGGACUCGGGGGGGGGGGAGGAAUUAUUUUGCCUCCCCGGGGGGAGGAAUAUUUUUCUUCUUGGGGCAUUUGGCGGAGCCGAGCGCGGGGGGGU
Hirundo rustica (Barn swallow) is the source of this 1529-nucleotide messenger RNA. Its product is annotated as cAMP-dependent protein kinase inhibitor beta-like. Gene Ontology annotation, cellular component: cytoplasm; nucleus. Gene Ontology annotation, molecular function: cAMP-dependent protein kinase inhibitor activity. The coding region runs from base 982 to 1209 and encodes 75 amino acids. Gene Ontology annotation, biological process: negative regulation of cAMP-dependent protein kinase activity. The record is from RefSeq and is a predicted model, not a curated record. The transcript has 5 exons. NCBI's taxonomy places the organism in Eukaryota, Metazoa, Chordata, Aves, Passeriformes, Hirundinidae.